Messenger RNA from Gossypium raimondii (Peruvian cotton), 2293 nucleotides. RefSeq names its product mitogen-activated protein kinase kinase 3. The coding region runs from base 212 to 1768 and encodes 518 amino acids. Gene Ontology annotation, biological process: MAPK cascade; protein phosphorylation. The transcript is spliced from 11 exons. The record is from RefSeq and is a predicted model, not a curated record. Gene Ontology annotation, molecular function: MAP kinase kinase activity; ATP binding. Lineage: Eukaryota; Viridiplantae; Streptophyta; Magnoliopsida; Malvales; Malvaceae.
AACUGAGUCUAGAUCAUUGGGCCGAUAAUCGAGAUUUGGGAACAGUUAUUACAAUUUUCAUGGUGGUUGUCUGUAAAUUAGUCAAAAGAUAACAACUGCAAACAAGAUAACUGCAUCGAACUGAACUCCUGCGUCGGAUUGGGAAGAUAGAAACUAAAACAAUGUGAGAACGAAUGCAUCAUUGUCGAAUUUCCUGUCAUAGUGAGUUAUAAUGUCGGGAUUAGAAGAGUUAAGGAAGAAGCUAGCGCCUCUGUUUGAUGCCGAGAAGGGAUUCUCGGCUGGAUCAACACUUGAUCCUUAUGAUUCUUACAUGCUGUCGGAUAGUGGAACUGUCAACUUGUUGAGUAGAUCAUAUGGAGUGUAUAACAUUAAUGAGCUUGGAUUGCAAAAAUGCACAUCUUCACCUGUGGACGAAACGGAUCAAGGUGAAAAGACGUAUCGGUGUGCAUCUCAUGAGAUGCGGAUAUUCGGGGCAAUAGGUAGUGGUGCAAGCAGUGUUGUUCAAAGAGCUAUGCAUAUUCCAUCUCAUAGAAUUCUUGCAUUGAAGAAAAUUAAUAUAUUUGAGAAGGAGAAAAGACAACAACUUUUGACAGAAAUACGGACACUUUGUGAAGCACCCUGUUCUGAGGGUCUGGUGGAAUUCCAUGGAGCUUUCUAUUCCCCGGACUCGGGACAAAUAAGCAUAGCUUUAGAAUACAUGGAUGGAGGGUCACUGGCAGAUAUCUUAAGAUUGAAGAAAAGUAUACCAGAACCAGUCCUUUCAUCUAUGUUUCAGAAGCUCCUGCAGGGAUUAAGCUACUUGCAUGGAGUUAGGCAUUUGGUUCACAGAGACAUCAAGCCUGCAAAUUUGCUAGUAAAUCUUAAAGGGGAGCCCAAAAUAACAGAUUUUGGCAUAAGUGCUGGCCUAGAUAAUUCAAUGGCAAUGUGUGCUACCUUUGUCGGAACUGUUACAUACAUGUCACCCGAGCGAAUUCGAAAUGAGAGUUAUUCUUAUCCUGCUGAUAUAUGGAGCCUUGGUCUUGCUCUCUUUGAGUGCGGAACUGGAGAAUUUCCAUAUAUGGCUAAUGAAGGACCUGUUAAUCUCAUGUUGCAGAUCUUGGAUGAUCCUUCCCCAUCACCGCCAAAACACAAAUUUUCACCAGAGUUCUGUUCAUUUAUCGAUGCUUGCCUGCAGAAGGAUGCAGAUGCCAGACCAACAGCUGAGCAGCUUCUUUCCCACCCAUUUAUCAAAAAGCAUGAGCAUGAUACAGUAGACCUAGCAGCAUUUGUUCGAAGUGUUUUUGAUCCAACUCAAAGACUGAAAGAUUUGGCUGAUAUGUUGACAUUACACUAUUACUUACUAUUUGAUGGACCGGACGAAAACUGGCAGCAUGCAAGGACCCUAUACAAUGAAGAUUCGACUUUUAGUUUCUCAGGGAAGCAGUUUGUUGGUCCAAAUGAUAUCCAUGCAAAGUUGUCCAGUAUCCGGGGCACAUUAGCAGGUGACUGGCCCCCUGAAAAGCUUGUACAUGUUGUAGAAAAACUCCAAUGUCGUGCUCAUGGUCAAGAUGGAGUAGCAAUCCGUGUCUCAGGAUCCUUCAUUAUUGGAAAUCAGUUUCUAAUUUGUGGGGAUGGUUUACAAGUAGAGGGCAUGCCUAACUUUAAAGAUCUUUCUAUCGAUAUCCCUAGUAAGCGAAUGGGUACAUUUCAGGAACAAUUUAUAAUGGAACCAGGAAAUGUCAUCGGUCGCUACUUUAUAGCUAAACAAGAGCUUUACAUUAUUCAAUAGACGAACUACGAGCAUGCUCUCCGCUUGAGUCUGGUUCAAUGUGGCGACAAGUUUCAUUGAAUGGCUAGAAAGUAAUCGCGGAUGGUCUUCCGUUUCAACGAGGAAGGAGGAUUCAGCACUGAAGUCGGACUCCUCAUUGAGGCUUCAGGUGUUUUCUCAAAGGUUUCAUUUGAGUCUGAACUUGAUGGGAACUUUUUCUUCUGGGCUUCAGGAGUUCUAAGUAAAGAUGCAGUGGCAGGACUUGAUGAGUAAAUUUGGAGUGCUUCAUCUGAAGAAUAUGAACUACCAGUACCAGGUUGCUUUAUUUGAUCCAUUGGUUCUACAGUCUCAUUCACCAAUAGCUUACUACUUUCUGCGCUUGGAACUGCCAUUACUCUUCUUCGGACAGAAGAUGGCAAUCUUGUGCUUGAGCAGUAUCUGGGUUCAAUGUUCCAUAGUCGAACCUGAAAAUUGUACGCAGUUCUGGUUAGAACUGAAGCAUAAAAAUUUCCAAAUAAUGUUCAAUCUCAGCAAUUGCCAUUCAAA